AUGAACAAAACUCGAGAGAUAACUCCUUCUUCUUCCUCCUCCUCCUAUUCUAACCACGUUCGCAAUGGCGUAUCUUCACCGCUUCAGAGCUUCCCUUUAGCGGUUCUUCUACUGUGCUCUAUUUUCGCCAUUGUUGAAGCUGCUUCUUCUUCUUAUGGAGGUGACACGUGUCCUCCUUCUUCAUCUUCUUCCUUUCCUUCGCAUUGUCCUCCCUUCAAUUCAUCUCCUCCAUUCCCAUUCUCUUCUUCGCCGGGUUGUGGCCACCCGAACUUCCAGAUCCAUUGCGUGUCUCCACGCGCCACCGUCUCCAUCAAUAACCUCUCUUUCUCUCUUCUUCGCUACGACGCCGUUUCCAACACUCUCCUUCUCUCUCCUGUGUCUCCUCCGCCUCAUAGCCCGAACCGGAGCAGCUGCUCUUCUCACCGGUUCACCUCCGUACCGGACCGGGUCAUCGAUCUCACCGGCUCCCCGUUCCGAGUCUCCGACUCUUCCUGCUCCCGUCUCUCGCUUCUCCGACCGUGCUCGCGGUUGAUUCUCCCGAAAUGUAGCCAUUGUCCUUGGGACUGCAAGCUCUUGGAGAAUCCCGGUCUGAUCCUCCAGGGGUGCGAACACGCCAGCGGGUCGUCGUCAUUGUCCGAACAAGGAUGUCAGGGAGAUAUCUUUGGGUUUCUGGAUGAUUUUUUCUCCAGAUUUGGGUUUGAAGUCGAAUGGGACGAAUCUCAGGACCCGUAUUUCGUGAAAUGCAGAGCUUGCAGGGCCAAGAAUGGAGUUUGCGGGUUCAAUUCAUCCGACCCAGACAAGGGCUUCCUCUGUUUUCAAGCAAGAUCCGAACUUUCACCGAUCUGGGUUUCUCGUGACAAACGAGUCGAUCAUGUCGCAGUGUUGUGUUUGAUCUUUGCGCUGACAUGCCUGCUGAUGGCCAUUUCUGUCAGCAUUGCGAUUUUCCGAUCACGGAGUUCGAGUUUGUCCUCCGCAAACGAAGAAGACCCGGCGGCUCUGUUCCUCCGCCGCCAUCGCUUCGCCAGUCUCCUCCCUCCGGUCUUCACCUACGAAGAGCUCGAAUCGGCCACCAACAAGUUCGACCCGAAGCGCAAGAUCGGAGACGGCGGGUUCGGGUCGGUUUACUUGGGUCACCUCCACGAUGGCCAACUCGUUGCCGUGAAACACCUCCACCACCAUGGAAAGGCCUUCUCCAUGAAAUCCUUCUGCAACGAGAUCCUGAUCCUCUCCUCCAUCAAUCACCCGAAUCUCGUCAAGCUCCAUGGUUACUGCUCUGACCCGAGAGGUCUCCUUCUCGUCUACGAUUACGUCCCCAACGGCACACUCGCCGACCAUCUCCACGGCCGGACAGGUUUAUGCCGGAAAAUGACGCUGACGUGGCAACUCCGCCUCGACAUCGCUCUGCAAACGGCUCUGGCUUUGGAGUAUCUUCACUUCGCCGUCGCUCCUCCGGUGGUUCAUAGAGACAUCACGUCGUCGAACAUAUUCGUGGAGAAGGACAUGAUGAUCAAAGUCGGAGACUUUGGGUUGUCUAGGGUUAUGGCCUUGUCGGAGACGACGGUGGCCACGUCAGCAUCGUCAUCGGAUUACGUGUGCACGGGCCCACAGGGGACGCCGGGAUACUUGGACCCUGACUACCACCGGUCGUUCCGGUUAACGGAGAAAAGCGACGUGUACAGCUACGGCGUCGUAUUGAUGGAGCUGAUGACGGGGAUGAAGGCGGUGGACCAAUGCCGUGAGAAGCCGGAGAUGGCGCUGGCGGAUCUUGUCGUGUCAAAGAUCCAAAUGGGUCUUCUCGACCAGGUUGUCGACCCACUUCUUGUUCAGAUGUCCGACGGCAACGGUGGCGGAGUUGCGGCGGUGGCGGAGCUGGCUUUCCGGUGCGUGGCGGCAGACAAGGACGACCGUCCCGACUCGAGGGAGAUUGUGGCGCAGCUGAGGAGGAUUGUGAGCCGUACACGUGGUGAUGACGUGGCGAAAGGUUGACAGUUUGAUUAGAUUUUGGACGAUGAUGUGAUAGGGAGGGUGACGUCAUGCUUGGCCACACGUGGAAACUCUGAUAGUACUGAAACUGAGACAGAGUCGGAUGUUUUAAUCGUGAAGGAUGGCAAAAGUUUCAGACACCGUUUUCAAUACAGAAUAUCUUGUCUUCGACAACCAUGAAAAUUAUUUUUAUUUUUGUAUAAGUGUAUUUCUCCUUAUUAUAUAAUAAUAAUAUACCAUCUAGGAAUGAUA
Tarenaya hassleriana is the source of this 2235-nucleotide messenger RNA. Its product is annotated as LEAF RUST 10 DISEASE-RESISTANCE LOCUS RECEPTOR-LIKE PROTEIN KINASE-like 1.5. Gene Ontology annotation, molecular function: protein kinase activity; ATP binding. Gene Ontology annotation, biological process: protein phosphorylation. The coding region runs from base 1 to 1986 and encodes 661 amino acids. The record is from RefSeq and is a predicted model, not a curated record. The transcript is spliced from 2 exons. NCBI's taxonomy places the organism in Eukaryota, Viridiplantae, Streptophyta, Magnoliopsida, Brassicales, Cleomaceae.